AUGUCUCUCACAGCUUCGUCCGCCGAGGAGGCUGCCUCUUCCGCCAAGACGGCCUCUUUCCACUUGGCCACCCUGUCAGUCCAGGACCGCAACGCAGCUCUCGAGACCAUUCACAACGCCCUCCUGGAGGCCAAGGACGACAUUCUCGCGGCCAAUGCCAAGGACCUCGAGCUUGCCAGGAAAGCGGCUGCCGAUGGCUCGCUCAGCAACGCCUUAGUGUCGAGGCUGGACCUUGGGCGGAAGGGCAAGUUCGACGACAUGCUCAAGGGCAUCAUGGACGUUCGUGACUUGGAAGACCCCAUCGGCAAGGUCCAGAUGAGGAGCAAGCUCGCGGACGACCUCAUGAUGGAGCGUGUGACCUGUCCCAUUGGCGUGCUGCUCAUCAUCUUCGAGGCCCGUCCCGAGGUGAUUGCCAACAUUGCCAGUCUGGCCAUCAAGUCGGGCAACUCAGCCAUCCUCAAGGGUGGCAAGGAGUCCACCGAGUCCUUCGUGGCCAUCUCAAAGGUCAUUUCUGCGGCUCUCGACAAGACCGCCGUUCCCAACGGUGCCAUCCAGCUCGUCACCGCCCGCGACGUCAUCGCCCAGCUUCUCAGCCAGGAUCGCCACAUUGAUCUGGUUAUUCCUCGUGGAGGCAACGAGCUCGUGAGGUACAUCAAGGAGUCGACCAAGAUCCCCGUCUUGGGCCAUGCCGACGGCAUUUGCCACGGCUACCUGACGGCCUCUGCCGACAAGGACAAGGCCAUCGGUGCCAUUGUCGACUCCAAGACCAGCUAUCCCGCGGCGUGCAAUGCCCUGGAGACACUGCUCGUCCAGGACACGGCGCUGCCCACGGUGUUGCCUGGCGUUGCCGCGGCCCUCGUCGAGAAGGGUGUCACACUGCGCUGCGAUCCCGCUAGCAAGGCCGCCCUCUCCUCGAUCCCUGCCGAGUCCAUUCAGGAUGCCACCCCCGAGGACUACGACACGGAGCACCUCGCCCUCGUCCUCACAGUCAAGACGGUUCCCAGCGUAGACGAGGCCAUCUCGCACAUCAACGCGCACGGCAGCCACCACACAGACGUCAUCUACACCUCGGACAGCGCGCUCGCAGAGCGCUUCAUGAACGAGGUCGACUCGGCCGGCGUAUACUGGAACGCCUCCUCCCGUCUGGCCGACGGCAUGCGCUAUGGUUUCGGUACCGAGGUCGGCAUCAGCACAAACAAGAUCCAUUCUCGCGGGCCCGUCGGUCUGGAGGGUCUCACCAUCUACAAGUACAAGAUCAGGGGCGACUAUCAGCCCACCACUGGCUACGGUACCGGCGAGGGCCAAAAGCCGUGGAAGCACGAGCAGCUGCCUUUGUAA
Molecule: messenger RNA, 1338 nt
Organism: Emericellopsis cladophorae
Lineage: Eukaryota; Fungi; Ascomycota; Sordariomycetes; Hypocreales; Bionectriaceae
Product: gamma-glutamyl phosphate reductase-like protein
Exons: 2
Coding region: 1-1338 (445 amino acids)
Molecular function (GO): glutamate-5-semialdehyde dehydrogenase (NADP+) activity; NADP binding
Source: RefSeq, a predicted model, not a curated record